AUGUAUGGAAUGGAGCAAAUUAACACUGCAACAGGAUUUGCGAAUGCCAAGUUCGGUUCGUCUAAAGGCUAAGGAGCGAAAGGCUUUGAUGAACCUGAAAUCAGAAUCUUAGAACUUAGCAAGUAUGUAAUUAAGUUCGAGCUAUUGAAUACAGACCUCUCAGUAGCAAACUCACUUAGAAGAAUUAUAAUUGCGGAAGUUCCCACUAUGGCUAUUGAUUUAGUUGAGGUCAAGGAAAACACUUCUGCAUUGCACGAUGAGUUUAUAGCUCACAGACUAGGAUUAAUCCCUCUUCAGAGUUUCAAUGUUGAUCAAUUCAAUUUAAGUGAUUAGUGCGCUUGUAGUUCAAUGUGUGCAUAAUGCUCUGUGCAAUUCAAGCUUCAUGCAGUUUGCUCAGACAGAGACUAGAUGGAAGUCAAUACUCGUCAUAUCUAGCCCUUAUCAGAUGCUCCUAUCAUCCCUGUUUAAUAUGUUAAUGACAAAGGAAUUGAAGAGGACCCUAUUCUAAUAAUGAAACUGAGUAAAAAUCAAUAGCUCGAUAUGAAUCUCGUUGCUAGAAAAGGCAAUGGUAAAAUUCAUGCUAAAUGGUCUCCAGUUGCAACAUGCCAAAUGAGAAAAGAACCAAUCGUUGAGAUUGACUAGGAUAAGAUCAAUAGAGAUCUUGAUAUCGAAAAGAGAAAGGAAUUUGUAGCACUCUGUCCCAGAGAAGUCUUUGCUUUCAAUGAUUAUAGAAAUGCAGUAGAAAUUGAGAAUUCAGAUAAAUGUAUUCAAUGCAUCGAAUGUCUGAGAUUCGCACAAGCCAAUAAUCUUGAGAGAGCUGUCAAGAUUGCUGAAAGAGAGGAUAAAUUUGUAUUCACUGUUGAAUCAACUGGAGUUCUUACCCCAGAAGAUAUUGUGAGCAGAGCUUUACAAAUUCUCAUGAGAAAACUAUAUGAAUUGGGCACCCAGAUGAAAAAAUAUGGAGUCAAUGCUGAUUGA
Messenger RNA from Stylonychia lemnae, 978 nucleotides. Lineage: Eukaryota; Ciliophora; Spirotrichea; Sporadotrichida; Oxytrichidae. The record is from the annotation of a GenBank genome assembly.